AUGCUUUCGGGAACAGCUCUCAUCACAGAAGCGGGAUCUGGCUUCGGCCAGAGCGCUGCAUACUCACUGGCUCAGCACGGUGUUCGCCAAUUCGCGCUCGUCGACACCAACGAAGCCGGUUUGCAAGGAACCAUCCAGAAGCUAGCAUCGCAGUAUAAAGUAACAGACGUUUUGGGCGUGUCUACCGAAUGCAGUACCGAAGAGGCCAUUGAGGCUGCUGUUCAGCAAGCUGCAUCGCGCUUCGGGCGUAUCGAUUUCGCCAUCAACAAUGCCGGCUUCGGUGGGCCGAUGGGCGGCAGUCCGGACACAGCGCCCGCCGCAUUCGAAGCCCAUCUCAAAGACCACGUAACACUCUUGUGGUUGUGGCAUCGGGCCGAGCUACGACAGAUGCUACGGCAGGAGCCUCGCGAUGGGCGGUAUGGCCGUGGAAGCAUCGUACACGUCUGCUCGGUAUAUGCCUUCGCUGCCUCACCGCCUGGAAUCGCUGCUGGUGCUUAUGUAGCGGGUCGCCAUGCUAUACUUGGGUUGACACGUUCUGAGGGUGUGCUGUAUGCGCCACAACAGAUUCGCAUCAACGCGCUCUGCCCUGGAUAUAUUGCGUCUCCUACCAUCGACUCUUCGGAACAGAUCAAGGCUUUCAUCGGUAACCUUGUACGCGAGCGUGUGCCUGCAGGCCGCCUGGGACAGCCAGAGGAAGUCGCUGAUGCAGUGGCGUUUCUAGCUGGGCCCAUGAGCAGCUACAUGUUUGGUCAGUCACUGGUACUGGAUGGGGGCUACCUGGCUCAAUGA
Alternaria burnsii is the source of this 789-nucleotide messenger RNA. RefSeq lists its product as uncharacterized. The transcript is spliced from 3 exons. NCBI's taxonomy places the organism in Eukaryota, Fungi, Ascomycota, Dothideomycetes, Pleosporales, Pleosporaceae. The record is from RefSeq and is a predicted model, not a curated record. Bases 1 to 789 code for a protein of 262 amino acids.